AUGAGCGGCCAAAACGGUUAUGGUAACGGGUAUGGCUACUCCGGUUCCGGCCGGUACGACGGCAACGAUGGGGGAUACGGUGGAAACGGCAACCCUGGGGUAAACGGAUACGGUGGACGAGGUGCCGCACCACCAGGCGGAGGCGCACGUUCAGAUCGUCGCCCCGGCGGAUACGGAGGUUUCUACCCUGAUGCACCUCAGCCACCGGCGCUAUCGCCAGGCCAAUCUCCUGCGCCGAGCCAGUCGCCCGAGCGGCGGCGUGAUCGAACGAACCGGGACCGGCAGCAGCCCUCUCCGCAACCCGCGUCGCAUCCCUCGUCGCAAGGCUCUUCGCAUCCCUCUUCACGGUCACGCACAAGAAACCAAGAAUCUGACAGGAAGCACCAGGAAGAACGGUCUAGAGAUGCAAGUCGGUACGCGGACAACAGGGGCCAAAGAGACCAAAGAGACCCGAGAGGCCAAAGGGAUCACAGAGACCAGAGAGAACAAAGGGAACUGAGGGACCAAAGGGAACACAAGAGCCAGAGGAAUGCGGACCCCGUGGUUAACAUGAGCAAUGACUCGGGGGAACCCCAGGCCAUUGAAACGAUUCUCCAGUCUAUCCAGCGCGACUGGGAUUUCAUGACUGAUGCCGAGUGUAUCCCGGUACAUGUUGCUUUGAGUUUGAUGGACACGAGUACGUUGGGCAAAGCAGAUCGUGAACCGGAAUUUUUGCACAUGUACAAUGACAUCCAGAAGACAUUGAAGGCAAUUGUCAAUGAACACCACCAGGGAUUCAACAGCUCUAUUGGAACAUAUCACAAAAUCCAAUCCAAUAUAUCUUCCUCGCAAGCUCGAGUGCGCAGCCUGAGACAUGCCCUCGACCAGGCCAAAACCGGGUUAAUAUCGACCAAGCCCGAGUUGAAAGGGCUGGCAACGUCUUCUCAGAACUACGACGAUAUAGUACAGCUGUUCACUCAGAUUGAGGAAAUUCAGUCCCUUCCUGAGAGAUUGGAAUCUCAGAUUUCAGAUAAGCGUUUCCUUGCAGCUGUGGACGUGCUUCACACUGGUCUCCGAGUUCUACGACGUUCGGAACUGGAGGAUAUUGGAGCUUUAUCCGAUAUUCGCGCUUAUUUCGUAAACCAGGAAACCUCGCUCACCGACAUCCUGAUCGAGGAGUUGCACGACCAUUUGUACCUUAAAUCACCCUAUUGCUCAGAUCGAUGGAAAGCACCCACAUCUGAUGAAAAAGAUGUGCAUACAUCUAAUUUGGCCGGUAGUCGCUCUUGGGAACGGCCUGUGUAUAGUUUCCUGGCCAAGUUCGAUCCCUUGACGCCUAUGGUCGAAGACGCCUCCCGGAACCCGGAGGCAGACACGUUUUCCUACAUCCAGUUAUUGAUCGAAGCGCUGAACAAGAUGGGUCAUCUUGACGUCGCAGUUCAUAGAAUUGAGCAACGCCUUCCGGUCGAACUGUUUGCUGUGGUGGAUAAGACGAACGCAGAGGUUGAUACUCGCUAUCCUGCGCCAACCAAGAGCUUCUCAGCCCAGGACAACUACAAACAGUCCAGUCUCCCCACCGAGGUUAUUGAACAACGGGGCCACGUGCUUUCUGAGUUUUUGUGGGCACUAUAUGCCAAGUUCGAGGCAAUUGCGGAAGGCCACCGAAUUCUUCACGAUGUUGUUGCCGCCAUUGUGGAACGAGAAGGUCUAGUCAAAAGCGAGACGCUUUCUGGUGGAUUCAAGGAGUUGUGGAAACUUCUACAAAGCGAGAUACGAUCACUCAUGCACGACUAUCUUGCAACCGAUGGGGACUCUUCUGUUCGAUCUAGAGCAGAGGAGAAUGACUCUCGACGUCAUCUAUACACAGGCAACCGCGAUAAGAAUAAGAAAAUGUUCAAGUUGUCCGAUAUUGAGCAAAAUUCUGAGAUGAAAGCUGAACAAGACGAAUUGGAUGAAAUCCUCAAGUCGUCAGUGCCAGGACUUGUUUCUAAGUCCAGGCAAAAGGCCGCAACAAGUGACACUACGCAAUCUAAUAAGGGCAACUCCGGGACUGGGCAUAAGAUUUUGCUCGAGCCAAGUGUCUUCAAUAUGGGAAUCCUUCUUCCUCCCUCCCUAUCGUUCAUCCAGCGGCUUAAGGAUAUCGUUCCUGUUGAUUCGGAUAUUUCCAUGGGCAGUUUGACCUCCUUUUUGGAUGACUUCAUGGUCAAUGUCUUCCUGCCGCAGUUGGAUGAAACAGUGACGGAUCUCUGCACGCUCAGCUUCAUCGCCGCAGAUGCGUUUACAGAAGACCCCCACUGGGCUAAGUCCUCUCCUCGGCCUAUUUUCAAGGGAACGGUCAAAUUUAUGUCCAUUGUUCGCGAGUUUAGCAAGAUGCUGUCGAGUAUCCCACAUGACCAAGCAUUCACGCAGCUUCUUAUUGAUCAGAUCGUGACCUAUUAUGACAAGUGCUGUGGGUGGUACAAAGCAAUGGUUACGAAAGUCUCCGCACGGAACCGUGGAGGCGAAGUCCAACUGAAAGCUGCGGCUUCCUUUGCUGAUUCGGGCGAUAUCCAUGAUGUUGUGGGUGAACUGUGGAAAGGCGCCAGGGACAAGAAACAGACCCUGAUUGAUACGGAAAUCGACCUUCUUCUCAAGCGAACAGGGGAAGUGCCUUUGCAGCCUUACGACAUCAUAUCUGACCCGAAAACUGUCAUUUCUCUUUCGCUCUUGUACAACAGCAUGCAAUGGCUUGCAAGUCACCUCGCGAGAAUCCGACUUGUGGUUGAACAUACCGCGGAUGCCGAGUCAUCCAGUUUGACUGCAACUGGCCGGCCAUCUCGGAGAUGGACUUUGUUCGGGUCCAUGAAGACCAAUCGCGAUAGCAUCAAUAACCCGGUGCAUUUGCCACUUAACCACGAGACUGCAGUGGUCUUUGAUGGGACGCUCCAAUCACUUCACCGGCUUGGGGAUACUGCAAUUAUGACGAUGCAUGUUGACAUCCGCUGUGGCAUCAUCCACAUGUUGACUAAAACAAUGUCCGGACCGAAUCCUCCUAACUUGCGGAACUCUGAGCCUUUUACUCCAUCCCCAAACACAACGGACAACUGGUGGCACAUUAUCAUGAAUCAACCAACCGCUGCAUCACCCACAAUUCUCUCACUCAACAAUGAUCUCAUCGCAUUCGACACCAAUAUCUCGACAUAUCUGGGAUCUGUUGAGCGCUGGUUUAUCACGUCGGGCCUGGCACGGUUCAUCGAUCGAGUCUUUGUCACCUGCACCCAGUAUAUCGGGGCCAUGAAUGAGAAUGGAGCGCUGCGCCUCCAGCUUGAUGUGCUUGUUCUCCAACAGAACUUGAAGAACAUCAUCGUCGAUCCAACUGGUGAUUCGUCGGAUUCGGCUACAAAUCUACACGCGCAGGCUUCUCAAGAAAUUGUUGCUCUACCCCGCAGCGCAAAGUUUCUGGACUGGUUCCUAGAAGGCGCAGAGAAGGCCCUGGACUAUGCUAAGGAAGAGAAGGAGGCUUUUGCGUCACAAGGCGACAAAGCCUUGGCUGCUGGAAACGGCGAGCCAUUUACCUACGAGGAGCUGCGUGUUCUCGUAGACUUGUGCUUCUCUGAAAUCCUCCGUGGUCCACGCGGGGCGGAGAACCGAGAGGACUUUAUGUCGGCGAAAAAGGCCAGUGCGGAUGCGCUACUAAGGCUGAACGAGAUUAUGUGGGAUGCUCGCACAAUGGGUCAAGCACCCUUUUCGGCUGCUCCGGAUCAUUCACACUGGCCAACGAUCCACGCCGUGUUUCACCUUUUGAGUGCAAACCCUUCGUUAUUUACUUCGAUCUACAUAUACGCAAUGAAGUAUCUUCGCCUAGUCUCCGUGGCCGCUCUUGUUAGCGCUGCUACCGUGUCCGCUGGCCCAUUAGGUGCCCGCGAACAUGACGGAUACUGCCCGAAGGGCUACACUAUGAGCGUCUACUACAAGACAGUCACUGUGGAAACCUACCCAUCCGCAACCUCUGCGGAAUCUACGAUCACCCCGUCGUCCACUCCAGUUACUGUCGAGUCUCAACCCUCCGCUGAGCCCACAGAGGCCUCAUCCUCUACUGCCAUUACCGUGGAGUCUACGACUCCCGUGGCAGUUGUCCAAGUCGAGGCUACGACCUCUUCAGCCUCUGCUGCCCAGACCGAAGCCCCCAAGACCGAUCCAGUUGUGGCUAUUCUGCCCACUGCCUCAGUUGAGACUGCCGCCGUCAUCGAAACCAUUCCUGCCCCAGCGGUCAAGACCCCCGUCGCGCAGACCUACACCACUCAAGCUCCCCUAGAAGUCGCCAGCACUUCUACCAAAUCUUCUACUUCCUCCUCUUCCACCAAAUCCGCAUCCACCGGCUCCUCCAACGGAACUCCCGGCAAAGCCACCUUCUACGGCGGCAAUGUCGGCGGCGGAACGUGCUCGUUCUCCGGCUACACCCUCCCGAGCCACCUCUUCGGCACGGCCCUCUCCCUCCAGCGAUGGGACGAUGCCGCAAACUGCGGUGCCUGUGUAUCCGUCACCGGACCGAAGGGUAACUCCAUCAAAGCAAUGAUCGUCGACCAAUGCCCCGAAUGCGAAAGCAACCACCUCGACCUCUUCCAAGGUGCCUUCGCCGAGCUCUCAGAUAUCUCCGCCGGCAUAAUCCAAACCACCUGGUCGUACGUACCAUGCGACCUGGACGGACCACUGAAGCUCAAGAACAAGGAGGGCACAUCUGCGUACUGGUUCUCGAUGCAGGUUGUUAAUGCCAACGAGGCUGUGACUGCGUUGGAGGUUAGUACUGACGGCGGUAAUUCGUGGCAGAGUACGACCCGCACUUACUAUAACUACUUCGAGAACACUUCUGGGUUCGGGACUAGUACUGUCGAUGUGCGGAUUACCGGUGCUAGUGGGAGCACUGUUGUUGUUAAGGAUGUUGGAGUUUCCUCUGGACGUGAAGUCACUGCUGGGUCGAACUUGUAA
Molecule: messenger RNA, 4944 nt
Organism: Penicillium egyptiacum
Lineage: Eukaryota; Fungi; Ascomycota; Eurotiomycetes; Eurotiales; Aspergillaceae
Source: the annotation of a GenBank genome assembly